AUGGACGCACAAAUCGAGGGAGUUCCGGGGCAAAAUGUCAAACCCGGUUUUCCUCGGUCCAUCUUCGCCGAAAGAGAUCACUUCAGACCGGUAAUGCCCUACGGAGACUUAGGGGCUGUUUUGUUCUUGAAUACGCGGUUCUUCGGAGAGGCGCCGACUGGCCGGACCACUCGGGCUGGACGCAAUCUACGAGCACCGCCUUUCCAAAAGGACUUCUACCGCGAGCACAUCACCACGGCCCAGAGACCAAUGGAAGAAGUCGAAGCAUACCGGAAGGCCAACGAUAUUGUUGUUACGGGGGGCGAUGUUCCGAAGCCAAUCCUGCACAUCGACGAAGCUGGGUUGCCUGAACACAUAUCGAAGGUCAUCAAGGCGCGCAACCCUGGCUCAGGGCUCACCGCGAUGCAAGCGCAGUGCUGGCCAGUAGCGCUUAGGGGUAAAGACCUUGUCACCUUCAUCUACGACGUAUCAGAAGGCAAGCAUCUCGCCUACCUCGUCCCGACCAUCAUACACAUACUGCACCAGCCGGCUGAGUUGCGCGACUAUGGACCUUUAGUGCUGGUGCUUACAGCGACGCGAGAAGCGGCCUUACAAGUUCGGGAAAUUGCUGACGAGCUCAAAGUGAAGGCAGGAAUUCGGACGAUGUAUCUCCUGCCUGGAGAACCCCGGGAACCACAACUCAAGGAGCUCGAGGAAGGGGCCGAAAUUUAUUUCGCCACGCCAGGCCGCCUCGUAUAUUUCAUGAAAGAGCGUAAGAUAAGCCUGCGCCGCUGUAGUUACUUGGUGCUGGACGGAGCUGACCUUAUGAUGACGAUGGGCUUCGGGAAGCAGCUUCGCAUCAUUGCGCACAACACCCGUCCUGACCGGCAGACGCUUGUGUGGCUUUCCUCGCGCACGAUGGAUGCGAAGCAACUCAUAGACGAGUUGACGAGUGACUACGUCACGGUUAGCAUUGGGGCGGCUACACACGAGGACCCCACCCGGCGGGUCCAGCAUAUUGUUCACGUUUGCGAGAUGGUGGAGAAGGAGAGGGAACUCGAAGCCCUCUUGAACGAUGUCCUUACUGAAGAAGGUGACAAAGCCAUUGUGUUUGUAGAAAGGAAGGAAACGGUGGAAGGCAUCGUGUGCAGUCUGAGCCUCCAGGGUUGGGCCGCCGUUAGCAUCCACGGCACGAAAACAGAACAAGAACGCGAGGUGGCGCUGAACACCUGCGGUUCAGCAAUGCGUCCAUACUGGUGGCUACCGACGUGGCGGCUAGUGCUCUAG
Molecule: messenger RNA, 1266 nt
Organism: Rhipicephalus sanguineus (brown dog tick)
Lineage: Eukaryota; Metazoa; Arthropoda; Arachnida; Ixodida; Ixodidae
Product: probable ATP-dependent RNA helicase DDX5
Exons: 1
Coding region: 1-1266 (421 amino acids)
Cellular component (GO): cytoplasm; ribonucleoprotein complex; nucleus
Molecular function (GO): RNA binding; ATP binding; RNA helicase activity
Source: RefSeq, a predicted model, not a curated record